Molecule: messenger RNA, 1776 nt
Organism: Pseudogymnoascus verrucosus
Lineage: Eukaryota; Fungi; Ascomycota; Leotiomycetes; Thelebolales; Thelebolaceae
Exons: 4
Coding region: 142-1632 (496 amino acids)
Biological process (GO): carbohydrate catabolic process
Molecular function (GO): calcium ion binding; alpha-amylase activity
Source: RefSeq, a predicted model, not a curated record
CUCACUUUGAACCUAUGUAGAUCGUGGUUGACUUUCCAUGUCGCUUGGGGAGGUUUGGAUAUCUAUAAAUGAGGCCGAUGGCGACCACUUUCCGUGUCUCUUCAUUCUGUACGCCGUGCUUGAGAUCAAAUAACUAUCGACAUGCAUUCAAAUUUGUUCCAGGCAACCCAAGCGGCGAGCUUGCUCCUCACGGCUGGCUCCUUGCUCCCUAUCGCAGCCGCAAAGACCGCGGCGGAAUGGCGUGAACUGUCCAUUUACCAGGUCUUGACCGACCGAUUUGCAACAACUGAUGGCUCUUCCCCAAGUUGUGGGAUCACAGACUACUGCGGUGGUACAUGGAAAGGGCUGGAGAAUAAGCUUGAUUACAUCCAGGGAAUGGGGUUUGAGGCAGUUUGGAUCUCUCCAGUCGUUCAUAACAUCGACGGGAGUACUCCUGCCGGCUAUGCGUAUCAUGGGUAUUGGGCUGAUAACCCUUACACGCUCAACGACCACUUUGGCACUACAGAUGAUCUUAAGAGCCUUUCAGAUGCUCUCCAUGGGCGUGGCAUGUCACUGAUGGUCGACGUUGUAAUCAAUCACUUCGGAUCAAUCCAGGAUUCAGGCUCGGUAGACUACAGUGCAUACCCUUCGCCGUUCGAUGCCGCGUCAGCCUUCCAUUCACCUUGCGCAAUUGACUAUACGAGCCAAACGUCCAUCGAGAAUUGCUGGGUUGUGACUUCGCCUGCCCCUUCUCUACCUGAUGUCAAUUCUGAAGACGCAUCCGUCUUCGGAGCUCUAGUGGAUAGUGUCGUUGACCUUGUUAGCAACUAUAGCAUUGACGGCAUCCGUCUUGAUACGGCCAAGCAUGUCCCAAAAGAAUACCUCACUCAGUUCCAGGAGGCAGUCGGUGUCUUUGUGACAGGAGAGGCCUUGGAUGGGGACCCAGCAUAUGUCUCGGGAUAUCAAGGCCCACUCAACAGCUUGAUCAAUUACCCACUCUGGUACGAUCUCAUCAGAUCUUUUAUGGGUGGGAGCUUCGAUGGCCUCGCAGCAAUGAUUAGCACUGAAGCUACAUCUUUCUCCGACGUUAACGUCCUGACGAACUUCCUCGAUAACCACGACCAACCUCGCAUUGCGAGCCAGUCCGGCGACGAUGAGGUCAAAGACAAAAACGCGGUGACAUUCCUGAUGUUCACUUCUGGGAUUCCUAUGGUCUACUACGGCUUUGAGCAGCGAUUCACCGGUGCAGCUGACCCAAACAACCGCGAAACGCUCUGGACCAGCGGUUACAACACCGACACGACGCUGUACAAGUAUAUUACACAACUACACGAGAUCAGGGACAUCGCGUCGAAUGUUACUGACAAGGCAACCUAUUUCUCCUCCAAUGUGGCAGUCCUUGGCACUUCGAACGAAUAUAUGGCCCUGCAGCGUGGGCCUGCCGUGGUGGUGGUGUCAAAUGUCGGUGCCGCGGGCACCAGUGACAGCUUCAGCGUCACAGGGUCGACGUUUUCUUCUGGAGACUCAAUUGUUGAUCUCCUAGACUGUACUGCGGCAACUGUUGGCGACUCUGGCGCAUUCACAAGCCCAUCGGCCAAUGGGGAAGCUAGAAUCUGGGUACAAACGGAGAACAAGGGCAGCUUCUGUCCUUGAGGUUAUGUGGUUGAAGAGAAUUUAUAGUUCGAAUAUAUGUUGAGGCGCUUCAAACUAUUUGGUCGGGUAAGACCUGGGUCAGCGGCUCAUCUCAGUAGCCUUGCAAGAAACUAUCGAGCCUCUGGUAGUAUUGUGAGCACGGUA